Molecule: messenger RNA, 498 nt
Organism: Knipowitschia caucasica
Lineage: Eukaryota; Metazoa; Chordata; Actinopteri; Gobiiformes; Gobiidae
Source: the annotation of a GenBank genome assembly
AUGGAUCACCUGGGCUCUCCCACCUGUCUGCCCCUCCCUCAUCUCUGUCUGCACCUCCCUCACCUCUGUCUGCACCUCCCUCACCUCUGUCUGCACCUCCCUCAUCUCUGUCUGCACCUCCCUCAACUGUCUGCACCUCCCUCAACUGUCUGCACCUCCCUCACCUCUGUCUGCACCUCCCUCACCUCUGUCUGCACCUCCCUCACCUCUGUCUGCACCUCCCUCAUCUCUGUCUGCACCUCCCUCAACUGUCUGCACCUCCCUCAACUGUCUGCACCUCCCUCACCUCUGUCUGCACCUCCCUCACCUCUGUCUACACCUCCCUCACCUCUGUCUGCACCUCCCUCACCUCUGUCUGCACCUCCCUCACCUCUGUCUACACCUCCCUCACCUCUGUCUACACCUCCCUCACCUCUGUCUGCACCUCCCUCACCUCUGUCUGCACCUCCCUCACCUCUGUCUACACCUCCCUCUCUCUGUAACUAUCUGUGUAUUUAA